This is a messenger RNA of Lactuca virosa, 1062 nucleotides long. The record is from the annotation of a GenBank genome assembly. NCBI's taxonomy places the organism in Eukaryota, Viridiplantae, Streptophyta, Magnoliopsida, Asterales, Asteraceae.
GAAAUGAAAAUGAGAUAUUUGUAAGGGACAACUCUUCUGGACCAAUGGUUCCAACUUACCAUCUAAACACAAUCUAUCAAAAAUCACAAACCAAUUUUCUGAAAUCACCCGAUCUCAGUCAAGAAACUCUCUCUGAAGUCUGAACAAAUCAUUUCAGUUCUAUUCAAUUUGUACUUUCAAUUCGACAAUCACAAAAAUGCCUAUGCAAACAUUAUCCCUCUGCACAUUACACCCACCUCUCGCUACCUUAUCCACAUUCACAACCACCCUAGAAAAUCCCUCAAUUUUCACUCUCAGAACCCCUCACAAGACAACAAACAGAAGCAGCAAUUCUUACAGAAGGAUAACUGUAUUUGCUGUUAAAGGCGAAGAAGAACAAUCAACUCCCUCAUGGGGUAAACCGGACUCCGAUGAACCACCGCCAUGGGCUCGUAAUGAAACCCAGCAAACUUCAUCUUCAUCCUCUUUCGAGCCCCCAUUCUUCGUCUACUUGCUUGCCUCUGCUGUCACCGCCAUUGCCGCUGUUGGAUCUGUGUUUGAGUAUGUGAAUCAAAAACCCGUUUUUGGAGUGUUGAAUUCCGAAAGCAUAUUUUACGCACCAGUGCUUGGAUUCUUUGCGUUUACUGGUGUUCCAACUGCUGCAUUUCUUUGGUUUAAAUCUGUUGAAGUUGCAAAUAAGGAGGCAGAGGAACAAGAUAGAAGAGAUGGUUAUCGCUAGCUCAAUUGUUGGUUAUACAUUGAUUUCAUAUAUGUGGAUUCUUGAUUUUUAUCAAUAAAAAAAACACCAUUUGAGGUAUAAUCAUUCAAUUUCUUUGCAAGUAGUCAAAAAGGUUGAUUCUUGAUGGUGUUUUGGAUAAAAACGGGAACUUUAAGAUACAGAAUUUGCGACAUUUUAUAGUUUUUGGGCGAUUUCUUGAUCGAAAACUUAGGUGGCUAGGUAAUAGCGUUGCUAUACUUUGGAGCUACACUCAAUCUGCCAAACUUUAGAUGAUUUUAUAUUACUUGGGGUUUAAUUCUAGGGGAAAUUCUUCGAUUUGUUCAUAUGAUAUGUCACUUAUGGAG